Messenger RNA from Nakaseomyces glabratus, 4125 nucleotides. It is a transcript of the gene LYS2, whose product is annotated as L-aminoadipate-semialdehyde dehydrogenase. Gene Ontology annotation, biological process: L-lysine biosynthetic process. NCBI's taxonomy places the organism in Eukaryota, Fungi, Ascomycota, Saccharomycetes, Saccharomycetales, Saccharomycetaceae. The record is from RefSeq and is a predicted model, not a curated record. Gene Ontology annotation, molecular function: phosphopantetheine binding; L-aminoadipate-semialdehyde dehydrogenase [NAD(P)+] activity.
AUGUCCUGGAAAGAGAGACUAGAUAAUCCAACACUUUCAGUGUGGCCACAUGAUUACUUGAGGCCACACGCCGAGCCAUUCGUCGAACAAGGAACGUACUCCAUCAGUAUUCCACAACUAAGUGGUGACUAUGCCACACUUCUGGCUGCCUGGACUGCUCUACUUUAUAGAGUCACCGGCGAUGACGAUAUAGUGCUAUAUGUGCGCGACAACAAAGUUCUGAGAUUUACCAUUACUCCAGAAUUAACUUUCACUCAAUUGCAAAACAAAAUCAAUGAACAGCUUGCUGAGCUUGCUAAUGUGGAAGGUACCAACUUCGACGCUUUGAGCGAGUCAUUACAGAAAGAAUCGGGACUCGAAAGACCACCACAACUAUUCAGAAUAGCGUGCGUCACAGAGGAUUUACAACUUGACCGUUACACUCACAGCCCGCUUGAUAUCGGCUUGCAAUUGCACGAGUCUAGCUCUGAUGUAUCUAUAGUUUUCAACAAACUGCUCUUCUCACAAGACCGUAUCACUAUCUUAGCUGAUCAACUGACUUUGUUCCUGACAAGUGUUCUCCAAAAUGCUAAACAAGUAUUCACCAAAGUUUCCUUGAUCACGGACUCCUCUACAAGCAUUCUACCUGACCCUAAAGCUAAUUUGGACUGGUGCGGCUUUGUUGGCUGUAUCCAUGACAUAUUCCAGGAUAAUGCUGAAAAGUUCCCAGAGAGGACUUGUGUCGUGGAAACUCCCCCAAUCAACAGUACCAAGACUCGUACUUUCACCUACAAAGACAUCAACGAGGCCUCCAAUAUUGUGGCACAUUAUUUAAUUAAUACUGGCAUCAAGAGAGGUGAUGUGGUAAUGAUUUAUUCCUCCCGUGGUGUUGAUCUAAUGGUAUGUGUGAUGGGUGUCUUGAAGGCUGGCGCUACGUUUUCCGUUAUUGAUCCCGCAUACCCACCAGCUAGACAAACAAUCUACUUGGGUGUAGCCAAACCUAAGGGGCUGAUUGUCAUCAGAGCCGCCGGUCAACUUGAUCAAUUGGUCGAAGAUUACAUAACCAAGGAGCUGGACUUAGUAUCCCGUAUCCCAUCGAUUGCUAUCCAAGAUAAUGGAACUGUAGAAGGUGGCUCACUACCAUCCGAAUCCGGUGAUGUAUUAGCCUCUUACACUGAAUUGAAAUCUACUCGUACAGGUGUUGUAGUUGGCCCAGAUUCCAACCCAACACUUUCCUUCACUUCUGGUUCAGAAGGUAUUCCAAAAGGUGUCCUAGGUAGACAUUUCUCUCUGGCAUACUACUUUAGCUGGAUGGCAAAACAGUUUAACUUGUCAGAAAAUGAUAAAUUUACAAUGUUGAGUGGUAUUGCACAUGAUCCUAUUCAAAGAGAUAUGUUCACACCUCUAUUCUUGGGCGCCCAACUCUACGUCCCAACUCAAGAUGACAUUGGUACUCCAGGAAGGCUUGCUGAAUGGAUGGGCAAAUAUGGCUGUACUGUUACACAUUUAACGCCGGCCAUGGGUCAAUUAUUGACAGCUCAGGCCGUUACUCCAUUCCCAAAAUUACAUCAUGCAUUCUUUGUCGGUGACAUCUUGACUAAGAGAGACUGCUUAAGACUGCAAACUCUAGCUGAAAACUGUUGUAUUGUGAAUAUGUAUGGUACCACAGAAACACAGAGGGCUGUUUCUUACUUUGAAGUUACAUCAAGAUCCCAAGAUCCUCAUUUCCUGAAGAAACUGAAGGAUGUCAUGCCUGCCGGAAGAGGUAUGAAGAAUGUUCAAUUGUUAGUUGUAAAUAGAAAUGACAGAACGCAAGUCUGUGGUGUUGGUGAAAUCGGUGAAAUCUACGUGCGUGCUGGUGGUUUGGCUGAAGGAUAUAGAGGUUUACCUGAUUUAAAUAAGGAAAAGUUCGUUAAUAACUGGUUUGUUGAAGAAGGCCAUUGGAAUUACUUAGAUAAAGACUUAGAGGCACCAUGGAAAGAAUUCUGGCAAGGCCCAAGAGACAGACUUUAUAGAACAGGUGACCUUGGCCGUUAUUUACCAAAUGGUGACUGUGAAUGCUGUGGUAGAGCUGAUGAUCAAGUUAAGAUCCGUGGUUUCAGAAUCGAACUUGGUGAAAUUGACACCAACAUAUCCCAACAUCCACUGGUUAGAGAAAAUAUCACUUUGGUUAGAAACAAUCUAGAAGGUGAAAAAUGUCUUGUAACUUACAUGGUUCCUAGAUUUGAUAAACCAGAACUAGAAAACUUCAAAAUUGAAGUACCUUCCAAUAUUUCAGAUGAUCCUGUUGUUUGUGGUUUAAUCGGGUACAGUCCUUUCACCAAGGAUUUAAAAGCAUUCUUGAAGAAACGUCUGGCUAGUUAUGCUAUUCCAUCAUUGAUUAUAGUACUACCAAAACUACCUUUGAACCCAAACGGUAAAGUGGAUAAGCCUAAACUACAAUUCCCAACUGUUAAACAACUUGAACUUGUUGCUAAAAAUUCCAGUAUUGAUAUCAAUGAUUCGGAGUUCAACCAACAAGAACGUGAAAUCCGUGAUCUUUGGUUGGAAUGCUUACCAACUAAGCCUACAUCAAUUAGCCCAGAGGACUCAUUCUUUGAUUUAGGUGGCCACUCCAUUUUGGCCACGAAAAUGAUCUUCACAGUGAAGAAGCAGCUAAAUGUCGAAUUACCCCUUGGCACGAUCUUUAAAUACCCAACAAUUAAAGCUUUUGCUGCCGAAGUCUCUAGAUUGAAGUCAACAGAUAAAAUUGAGGAGGAAACUACAGCUUUGACAGCUGACUAUGCUAGUGACGCUGCAUCUCUUAUCGACACACUUCCUAAAUCGUAUCCAGCAGCAAGAGCGUUAGGAUCUCCCUCUGAGAUGGCUGGACCAACCACCGUUAACAUAUUUGUAACUGGUGUAACUGGUUUCCUCGGCUCCUUCAUUCUUUCUGAUAUCCUAAAUCGUACAGUUACAGGUGUCAACUUCAAGAUAUUUGCACAUGUCCGGGCAGCGGAUGAAACAUCUGGGUUGGAUAGAAUCAGAAAAGCUGGUACUGUAUAUGGGACUUGGAAAGAAGAGUAUGCGAACUCACUACAAGUAGUGAUAGGUGAUUUAUCGAAGAAAAACUUUGGAUUGACUGAUGACAAGUGGAGCCACUUGUCAGAAACCAUUGAUAUCAUCAUUCACAAUGGUGCAUUGGUUCACUGGGUUUACCCCUACUCAAAACUGAGAAACGCCAACGUAGUUUCCACUAUCAAUAUCAUGAACUUGGCUAGUGAGGGCAAACCAAAAUUGUUUAACUUCGUAUCAUCAACUUCUGUUCUAGAUACUAACCAUUACUUCGAAUUAUCUGAUAAGCUACAGCAAUCUGGUAAGGAAGGUAUUCCUGAAAGUGAUGACUUAAUGGGUUCCUCAUUAGGUCUAACAAGCGGUUAUGGACAAUCUAAAUGGGCUGCUGAGCACAUUAUUAGAGCUGCAGGUAAAAGAGGUUUAAGAGGUUCCAUUAUUAGGCCUGGCUAUGUUACCGGUGCCUCUUAUAAUGGUUCUAGUAAUACUGAUGACUUCUUGCUGAGAUUUUUGAAAAGUGCUGUUCAAUUGGGAAAAAUACCAGAUAUCAACAACACUGUUAAUAUGGUUCCUGUCGAUCAAGUUGCAAGAGUAGUUGUAGCAGCAUCAAUAAACCCUCCCUGCGGUGACGAUCUCUGUGUAGUACACGUUAAUGCUCAUCCAAGGAUAAUAUUUAAGGAUUAUUUGUAUGAAUUAAAGAACUAUGGUUAUGACGUUGAGAUUGAAAAUUACGAGCAAUGGAAAAAGACACUUGAGGAAGCUGUCAUUGAACGGAGCGAAGAUAAUGCCCUCUUCCCAUUACUACAUAUGGUCUUGGGUGACUUAGAGGACUCAACAAAGGCUCCAGAGCUUGAUGAUAAAAAUGCUAUUACGUCACUUAGAGCUGAUAUUGAGUGGACCAACGAAGAUAGAACGAAAGGAAUGGGUGCUACUCCAGAACAAAUUGGUAUUUAUAUCUCAUUCCUAGAAUCUGUCGGCUUUUUGCCACAUCCUAAGCAUUUCGGUGACAAGGCACUACCAAACAUCAAAAUAUCUGAGCAACAAAAAGAAUUAGUUGCUUCAGGUGCUGGCGCUCGUUCAAGUUCCGCUGCUUAG